Eurytemora carolleeae is the source of this 1488-nucleotide messenger RNA. It is a transcript of the gene Faa, whose product is annotated as fumarylacetoacetase. Gene Ontology annotation, biological process: L-tyrosine catabolic process; L-phenylalanine catabolic process; homogentisate catabolic process. Gene Ontology annotation, molecular function: fumarylacetoacetase activity. The record is from RefSeq and is a predicted model, not a curated record. The transcript is spliced from 9 exons. NCBI's taxonomy places the organism in Eukaryota, Metazoa, Arthropoda, Copepoda, Calanoida, Temoridae. Bases 185 to 1441 code for a protein of 418 amino acids.
GAUCAGUGGAAUAACAAGAAGAACUGGAUUUAGUUUCCAGUUUCUCUGCCUGCCGGGGAUACAGGCUCUCAUAUACUCACUUAGCAGGAUAGUUUCUACUCCAGGGUACAGACAACUACAGAGUACAGACUACAGAGAGAGAGAGCCCUACUGUCUGUUGUUAGUAUACUCCGGAGUAAGCAACAUGUCCUGGGUUCACGUGUCUCAAUCUUCUCAUUUUCCAAUCCAAAACCUUCCCUACGGAGUAUUUUCCACCAGUGAGAAUCCUACACAUCGUAUCGGAGUAGCUAUCGGAGAUCAAAUUCUUGAUCUUUCUAAAAUUUCUCAUCUUUUCUCCGGACCUCAGCUCUCAAAACAUCAGGAUGUAUUUAAAGAGACAACAUUAAACGGUCUGAUGUCUCUCUCCCGUGCCUGCUGGAUGGAAGCUAGAUCUACCCUGAUAUCUCUCCUCACCGUGGGAAACCGAACCCUGCAAGAUGAUACAGAUCUCAGGACUAAGGCUCUGGUUCCUCAGGACGGAGCUAAGAUGCAUCUACCAGCAAAAAUAGGAGACUACACUGACUUCUAUUCCUCCCUGGAUCAUGCAACCAAUGUCGGAAUCAUGUUCCGAGGGAAGGAUAACGCACUCAUGCCAAACUGGAAAUAUAUUCCUGUUGGAUAUCAUGGUAGAGCUUCAAGUGUAGUUAUAUCCGGAACACCUAUCCGGCGACCCAACGGUCAAACCAAACCUGUUGAUGCCGAGCCCCCCGUGUUUGGACCUUCAAAACUUAUGGAUUUCGAGCUCGAGAUGGCAUUCUUCGUCGGGGGUCCAACACCACCCAUGGGAGUUCCGAUCUCGAUGGAUAACGUUGAAGAUCAUAUAUUUGGAAUGGUUCUAAUGAAUGAUUGGUCCUCUAGAGAUAUUCAGAAGUGGGAAUACGUUCCUCUUGGUCCAUUCCUAGCAAAGAACCUUGGAACAUCGAUCUCCCCCUGGGUGGUUUCUAUGGAGGCGUUGAAACCCUUCUCCGUGGAGAACUAUCCACAAGAUCCUCAACCUUUCCCUUACCUUCGACACCAGGAUAAAUAUACUUUCAACGUGGAUCUCACGGUCUCCAUUAAACCUAAGAACGGAGAGAAUACUGUAGUUUCUCGGUCUAAUUUCCGGCAUAUGUAUUGGACUAUGAAGCAACAGCUGGUACAUCAUUCUAUAUCAGGCUGCAACAUGAACCCUGGCGAUUUACUGGCUUCAGGAACCAUCUCAGGACCUGAACCGAGUUCCUUUGGUUCUAUGCUUGAGUUAUCCUGGAAGGGAUCAAAACCCGUCCCAAUGCAAGGAGGAGGAGAGAGAAAAUUUCUGCAGGAUGGAGAUACAGUUAUCAUGGAAGGGGUAUGUAUCGGAGAAGAUUUCAAGAUUGGGUUCGGUUCGGUAGAAGGAACCGUCAUACCUGCUCUUCAGAUGUAAUCAGUCAAUCAUUUAAUCAAUCAGAAUAAUAAAUCAUAUUUUUCUAA